CCACUUUCUUUCUUAUUUCCACUAUAAAUAUCCCCAUAUUUGCAGUGCAUCUUCAUCUCCCACCACCACUUCCAACCUCCACAACAACAACCACCACUUCCAACCUCCAAAACAACAACCACCACCACAACAACCACGUACCAAUGGAAAAUCCCACUACUUGGGCUGCAUACAUAGCAGCAUGGAUAGCCACCCUAGCUCUUUUUCUCCUCUCCUCCCACCUCCGUCGCCGGAAACUCAACCCACCGCCCGGCCCAAAACCGUGGCCGAUCAUCGGAAACCUGAACCUCAUCGGAUCCCUCCCGCACCGCUCCAUCCACGGCCUCUCCCAAAAGUAUGGACCCAUAAUGCAACUCAAAUUUGGGUCCUUCCCUGUCGUGGUCGGCUCCUCCGUCGACAUGGCCAAGGUUUUCCUCAAGACCAUGGACGUCACUUUCGCUUCCCGCCCAAAAAAUGCAGCCGGCAAGUACACAACCUACAACUACUCCGACAUCACAUGGUCCCCUUACGGACCAUAUUGGCGCCAAGCUCGGAAAAUGUGUCUCAUGGAGCUUUUUAGCGUCAAAAGACUCGAGUCAUACGAGUACAUCCGGACCGAAGAAAUGAACUCUCUUCUUCAAGACCUAUAUAAAUCUUCCGGCAAGCCGGUCACUUUGAAGGACCAUCUGUCCACGGUGAGUCUGAACGUGAUAAGCCGGAUGGUGCUCGGAAAGAGGUACUUGGACGAGACAGACAAUGACGUGGUAUCACCGGACGAGUUCAAGAAGAUGUUGGAUGAGCUGUUCUUGUUGAAUGGUGUGUUUAACAUCGGUGACUCCAUACCUUGGAUUGAUUUCUUGGACUUGCAGGGGUAUAUAAAGAGGAUGAAGACAUUGAGCAAGAAGUUUGAUAGGUUUUUGGAGUAUGUGUUGGAUGAACACAAUGCUAGGAGGAAGGAAGUGGAGAACUAUGUGGCUACAGAUAUGGUGGAUGUGCUUUUGCAGCUGGCUGAUGAUCCUGACCUGGAAGUGAAGCUUGAGAGGCAUGGUGUCAAGGCUUUUACUCAGGACCUACUUGCUGGUGGUACUGAGAGCUCGGCAGUGACUGUAGAAUGGGCGAUUUCAGAGCUACUAAAGAAGCCGGAAAUCUUCAAAAAGGCAACGGAAGAGCUGGACCGGGUUAUUGGAAAAGAGAGAUGGGUAAAAGAGAAGGACAUGCCAAGCCUACCCUACAUUGAAGCUAUCAUCAAAGAGACAAUGAGAUUGCACCCGGUGGCACCGAUGCUGGUGCCACGACUAGCACGAGAAGAUUGUAAGGUAGCUGGGUACGACAUCUCCAAAGGAACCCAAGUGCUCGUGAACGUGUGGACUAUUGGAAGGGACCCUGCAUUGUGGGACAACCCCAACGAAUUCUGCCCCGAUAGGUUCAUUGGGAAGGCGAUCGAUGUCAAGGGACAAGACUUUGAGUUAUUGCCAUUUGGGUCGGGAAGGAGGAUGUGCCCGGGUUAUAGUCUCGGACUAAAGGUGAUUCAAUCGAGUUUGGCCAACCUUCUGCACGGAUUUACAUGGAGAUUGCCGGAUGAUAUGAAGGUAGAGGAUCUGAAUAUGGAGGAAAUUUUUGGACUUUCAACACCCAAAAAGUUCCCACUUGACACUGUAGUUGAGCCUCGGCUUCCUCUUCGUAUGUAUUCUGUGUGAUAGUAGCAGGGACCUGGUCUAUUUUAAAUAAUUACUAGUAUUGGGAAUUUUAUGUUGUAUUACUAUAUAUAAUGCUAGUAGAGCAGCUGUCUGACUACCUAAGUUUCUGAUACUCUGUAUCCAUGUUUAAUGUUGUUUGCCAUCCGAAACAAAACAUCUGUUUCUUGCUA
Molecule: messenger RNA, 1846 nt
Organism: Cornus florida
Lineage: Eukaryota; Viridiplantae; Streptophyta; Magnoliopsida; Cornales; Cornaceae
Product: trimethyltridecatetraene synthase-like
Exons: 2
Coding region: 144-1676 (510 amino acids)
Molecular function (GO): monooxygenase activity; oxidoreductase activity, acting on paired donors, with incorporation or reduction of molecular oxygen; heme binding
Source: RefSeq, a predicted model, not a curated record